AUGUGGGGGCCCGGGGUCAGCGCCGAGGGCCUGCCGGUGGCGCCGCCGCUGCUGCUGCUCCUGCUGCUGGCGCUGGCGGCGCCCUCGCGGGGCGGCGGGGGCUGCGCGGAGCUGGCGUGCGGCGAGCGGGAGCGCUGCUGCGACGCGGCCAACGCCACGGCCGUGCGCUGCUGCAAGCUGCCGCUGCACGCCUUCCUCGACAACGUGGGCUGGUUCGUCCGCAAGCUCUCGGGGCUGCUCAUCCUGCUCGUGCUCUUCGCCAUCGGCUACUUCCUGCAGCGCAUCAUCUGCCCCAGCCCGCGCAGGUACCCGCGCGCCCAGGCGCGGCCGGGGCCGCCGGGGGCCGCGGGGCCGCCCGACCGCGGCGACGACGACGACGACUCGCCCGCGCUCCUGCGCGACGAGGCGGCCGCGGGCUCCCAGGACUCGCUGCUGGACAGCGGCGGCGGCGGCGGCGGCGGCGGCCGGGCCCGGGGGGGCGGGCGCGCGGCCCCCGCCUGCGCCUCGGAGCACGAGCUGCGCGUGGUCCCGCCGGGCUUCCUGCAGCUGCCCAGCUACGAGGAGGUCAAGUACCUGCCCACCUACGAGGAGUCCAUGCGGCUGCAGCAGCUCAGCCCCGGGGAGGUCGUGCUGCCCGUGUCGGUGCUCGCGGAGCCCGACGGCGCCCAGGGCCGCUUCCCGCGCAUCUGAGCGCCCGCGGCCGCCCGAGGACCGCGCGGACUGAGCGGGGCCCCGGGGGGGGGGGGGGCAGGACGGCCUCGGACCCCCCCGGUUGGAGCCCCGGGAUCUUCAAGUUUCCCUACGUUUCAUUCGGUUCAAGGAAACGUGAGGCGCGCGCGCGGCGGGGGCGACGGCCCAGCUGGGGCGCCCCUCGGCCCGAGCCCCCUCGUAAGUGCCUGGUCCCCGAACGGGCGAGCACACGGGCGCCGUGUAGCGCGGCGGGAGAAGGGCUGUGACCUUAGGGAUGCGGGGAAAGGGGCG
This is a messenger RNA of Canis lupus familiaris (dog), 981 nucleotides long. RefSeq names its product chromosome 34 C3orf80 homolog (gene C34H3orf80). The record is from RefSeq and is a predicted model, not a curated record. NCBI's taxonomy places the organism in Eukaryota, Metazoa, Chordata, Mammalia, Carnivora, Canidae. Bases 1 to 690 code for a protein of 229 amino acids. The transcript has a single exon.